AUUGAAAAGAAUGGCGUAGAUGCAUUCUUGAAAUCAAUAAACGAAUUACGCGAAGCAAACAGUAAACUGGAAGACGAAACCAAAAAUGAUGAAUCGACCAAAAAUGAUGGAUCGACAAAUCAGGAAGAAGAUAAACCACCCAAAUAUCCAUCUUUUGAUCUUAUGAUGGCCAUGCUAUUCGAUAAAAUUCAGAGUGAAAUCAAUAAUGAAAGUCCCGAAGAAGUUGGUGAGGAAUUGGUGAGGAAGUUGAGAGAACAUUGUAAUAAAUUGAGUAAAGAACAAAAGGAAGCUAAAAAAGAAUUGGAAAAGGAAGAAAGGGAAGCUAAAAAGAAGAUUACUAUGGAUGACUUGCAUACAGGCAUUAAUAUACUGAAUCCUGAUGCAAAGUUAAAACCUCUUGAAGGUGAAUCGUUUGCAGCUAUUAAAAAUUAUGAUGAUAGUUACAAAUUUAUAACUGACCACCCUGAAGUGGUAGAACAAGACAUAUCAGAUCAAAUUUUGGGUGAGGCAUUCCGUGCGCAAUUAAAAGGAAAGGACAAGUAUGCUAAACAAUAUCCACAAGCACGUGAAGUUUUUAUAAAGGAUGUUAAUGAGACUUAUGACCGUAUUCGUGAACGUUGUAAAGUAAUGAAUGCUGAGAAGACGCAAAGGCCUCAAAAAGCUCAGGUGGAACAAAUUCAAAUAGAAGUUACCGAUCCAAAUACUUCUCUCAAU
Racocetra fulgida is the source of this 714-nucleotide messenger RNA. NCBI's taxonomy places the organism in Eukaryota, Fungi, Glomeromycota, Glomeromycetes, Diversisporales, Gigasporaceae. The record is from the annotation of a GenBank genome assembly.